Messenger RNA from Plenodomus lingam JN3, 807 nucleotides. Lineage: Eukaryota; Fungi; Ascomycota; Dothideomycetes; Pleosporales; Leptosphaeriaceae. The record is from RefSeq and is a predicted model, not a curated record.
AUGCCGCAGUCUUCCUUCUUUGAGAAAGAUAGGGCCGCAAUAGACACGGUGGACACGACAUGCCCCAAGACACUGACAGUUGAGGACGAAGAAGACGAGAGAUGUCCUACUGAGUCCUGGAAGACGCUAUCGUACGAGGAUCAUGCGACAGCGACAGCAACAAUAAAGAGCACUCUCUGGAUUACCGAGUUCGAGUUCACAACGAUCCAGGUGACGGAUUCGGAACGUAUCCCUUGGACGACGCGACCAGACGAGCUCCAUGCAAGCACAGCCACGCCCAUGGGCACGCCAGUUGUCACCCAUUUCGUCACCAGCCGCUCGACGGUCAGCGAGGAUACGAUGAAGCUUUCCAGCGAAGUCAUCCAAUGCCUUCUUGCGGUCGUCUUUGUGGGCUCUAUGCUUUGGCUUGCCACAUUCUGGCGUGGCAAGAGCGCCUUCCGUACCUUGUGCGUCCUAUCACCAACCUUUGCCCCGUCAGUCCUUAUCUACUGGCUGAGGCCCCAACUGCAUACGCUUGAUCUUGGCUGGGCGUCUAGCAACGUGCUUCUGACAACAAUCGCCGCGACUUCCUUCCUCGCCGCCUCGCUGCUUGUAUUAGAUGUCACGGGCGUGACCACGCUCCUCUACGAACUGUUCGACGUGCUGCGCAGGUGGAGGCAUGCCGAUGGAUGGAAGUUUGGCUGGGGCUGGACGUCGGACGCUCGGGCAGGCGCCAGACGCGAGUUUACGUCUACCCACCCGGCAGCGACUUGUCCAACUGGGAGAGACCCGCUGCCAGGGAUCCCUAGGUGCGGCUCAUACCUGUAG